ACACACACACACACACACACACACACACAUAACCGUUAUGUUCGUACAUUUUAUUCAAUAUUUAGAGUGUGUUGAAACUCAAAAAUACAUUCCAGAGUUUAAUGAAUACUAAUUCUACAAAACUACAGGGUAAUAAUACUUGAAAUACUAUUUAGUCUUUUCAUGUAAAAUACUGGGGUUGAACAGCAAAUGGAACCCAAGCAUGCAACGUGCCAUGUUCUGGAUGGAUACUUGCCCGUUCCUCAGUGAUUACCUCCUUGAAUUCCUGCAAGGAAGUCUGUGAAACAUGUUCUUGUGAAAGUUAUGUAAUAUUAUUGGAUACAGCCACUGACACAAUAAAUUAAUGAGUUACGUGAGAAACUAAAGACUGAACUUUUUUUGUUUGUUUACCAAACCCUGUAUUUGCUAAAAACACAAGGAACAAACUGGCGUACAAAUCUGCAAACCAAGUGGCAUAUGUGGUCUUAACUGGAAUAACCAAGGAGGAGUUAACAUCAUGGAGAUCGUUACUCAUUUCAUUAAUGAUACAAUUCAGUUCUACACAUGGGGCCUUACCAUAGCAGACAAGCGGGUGGAGAAGUGGCCCCUAAUGCAGUCCCCUCUACCCACACUAGCAAUAAGCUCUCUAUACCUUCUCUUCGUCUGGCUGGGUCCAAAGUAUAUGCAGAACAGGGAGCCAUUCCAGCUGCGCUCCACGCUCAUCAUCUAUAACUUUGGGAUGGUGAUACUUAAUUUAUUCAUCUUUAAAGAGCUCUUUCUUGCUGCAAGAGCAGCUGGAUACAGCUACAUUUGCCAGCCAGUGAGUUACUCUGAAGAUGUUAAUGAAGUUAGGAUAGCGGGUGCCCUGUGGUGGUACUAUGUCUCAAAGGGAAUUGAGUAUUUGGACACUGUGUUUUUCAUCCUGCGAAAGAAAUUUAACCAGGUCAGCUUCCUCCACGUCUAUCACCAUUGCACAAUGUUCACUCUCUGGUGGAUUGGAAUCAAGUGGGUGGCUGGAGGACAAUCUUUCUUUGGAGCCCACAUGAAUGCUUCUAUCCACAUCAUCAUGUAUUUAUACUAUGGACUGGCAGCAUUUGGCCCACAAAUCCAGAAAUACCUAUGGUGGAAGAAAUACCUAACUAUAAUACAAAUGAUUCAAUUCCACGUCACCAUUGGCCACACAGCCCUGUCUCUCUACAUAGACUGCCAUUUCCCCAAGUGGAUGCACUGGGCCCUGAUUGCCUACGCUGUCACCUUCAUUGUCCUAUUCGCUAACUUCUACUACCAGACCUACCGGUACCCAAGGAAGGAGACGUCCUCCAAAGCAGGAAAGAUGGCUGUGAAUGGGGCCGUGUCCGUGACAAACGGGGUGAGCAAGCCAGAGAGCAAACUGGUGGAGAAUGGGAGGAAGAAGAAAAAGGGAAAAGCAAAGCGGGAAUGAGACGAGUAAGCAGGCCUUAUCGAAACAAGUGGCUUUAGAAAUGAGGAAACCUCCAAUUUUGAGAAGUGAAUGACAAAAGCUUUAACCAAGCUGUCUGCAGAGAUUGUUCUUUAACAUGUUGCAAAGGUGUUAAACGGAGGUUAUGUGUUUGUAAUCUGACACGUGUCUGUGGUUCAAAAGUCCAUAAAUACAAAUAUCCCAAAAUUAAAAUAAAUAAAUAAAUACAUUUAUAAAAACAGAGGAAAGAGUCAAAUAUCUGUCCUGACACAGUGUACUGUUUCUUUAAGCUGGCAUACAUUAAAGGGUACAUAAGGACCUUUUUAUUUUAUUGUGUUACAUGUUCCCAACUGUUUACGUAAGGUGUGUGUAUUGUUUUAUUUUUUUUUAUUAUUAUUUUUUUUUUACAUUUUGACCACUUUUUUAACUUUUAAAUUGCAUUUCCUGCCUCAAGAUGGCUUCCCAUGUACCCGCAUUGGACCUCUCAGAACUACAGAUGAGAUGUAAAAAAACAAUACAAAUAAAACAAUACAUACACCUUACAUAAACAGUUGUAGCAAGACAUGGGAACAUGUAACACAAUAAAAUAAAAAGGUCCUUAUGUACCCUUUAAGAAUAAAGUAAUACAACUCCAAACCUUAUUGAAGAGAAUGGGGCACCAAGAUCUUAAAGGGUUUUUGUUUUCUAUAUUUGUUUAAAUAUGUGAAGGAAUACCCUGAAUUUGCAUACUGUUGUAAUCAGUUUAUUACCCCAGUAUAUGUAGGUGUCAUUAAUCAUUAUUUAUAAAUGCCCCAUAAAUAUUUGCGACAUUUAAAAAAAAGUCACCAACAUAUUUUUCUGUUGGUACUGUUACUUUGAAAGCCACAUCUCUAAUAAUGUCAAUAUAAAACAGAACCACUUUGUAAUUUCUUUCCACUUGAAAUAGUGAGUUUGUUAGAAAUAUACCAGUGACUUUAUUAAACAUGCCAAAUACACAUGGAUGCAGAAACAGUAAUAUAUCAUGAUCAUAAACCGUAUCAUGGGAUAAGAAAUAAAUACAAAAUAUGUAUGCACAUUCAGAGUAUAAAGUAUGACUUUGUUAGGCUGGCCUGCUUGCAGCUGGAGGCAGCCUGGAUUAGAUGUUAGGUGUAACUUCUUAGCCACAUUAACAAGCAUUCCUAUGUGUUUAUUAUUCUUUUUUUUAAUCACUGUUAUGCUGAAGCCAGUCCACAGAUCUGUGUGUCAACGGGGCUGGAUCUGAUCUCCAUUAAGCAAGGAGGCACCUUUCCAAUUUCAGUCCCAUUUGUCAAGAGGAGGGAGAGAUAUAUUAUAGAUUGCUAAUCCUUUUUCCAGUUUUAUGUUUUGUGUGUAUAUAAAAAAUCUUGUGAGUAACAUAUUAAUCAACAUAAUUACAAUACUUUUGUUUGAAGCUUGCGGAAAAGACUAAAAAAGAAAAAAAAGAUUAUAGAUUACAUUUGAAACAGGGCCCUCUGUGUUGACGAGAGCAAGCUUGAAGGGAGAUCAUUACCACGUUACCCAAGCCUAGUUAAAGUUGCGUAUGCACCAAUGCGAAGUAGAAUGUCUGGUGCUUUUAACAGCAGCUUACCUAUUUGGAACUGUACUAGAAAAUAUGGGACAAUCUUACAUCUGCAUAUGUAUUUCCAAAUAUAGGGCAAAUGUUAAUACCCUUAAUUCCCUUAACACUAUUUUAGUAACUAAACAGCACAACAGUCGAUUAUGUAACUGGUACAUUGUUUUGAUGAACCAGUUAAAAAAAAAAAAAAGGUAUUUAUUGGAAAAUGUUACUUUUCAGACAACUGCAAAAAAAUAUAAUUGUCCUCAUUGAACAGCAGAAUUGUACCUUUUUGUUCAAAGAAAAAGCUGACAUAUACGCUGUGCUCGGAAACUACAACAUUUUAAACAUUGAGGGUCUACUGCUGUUUUGCUUUUUAUACUAUAAACAUGUAAAUCAAUGUCAUUUCCAACUUAAUUGUUAUGCAUGCAGUAAUUACUGGACAGACUCAUCGGGGUGUAUUGUGAAUGCAGUGCAGCAUUUUGCAUGUACAUUUUGAGCAUUGUUGUUGAAACACAAUUCACAGAGCGGUAUUCUAAAGGGAUUGUAAACAUUUGAAAGCAAGUUUAUUCAUUUUAGAUCAUUUCUCAUGUGACCAAAGCAUGAUGGAAAAGCCUAUAUGCAGACGGUACACUUCUUCAGCAAGUACUAGGCACUGUCUAUAUAUAUAUAAUGAUAGUUCAAACUGAACAAGCUUAUUGCACACUUCAUUAUAUCAAAGAAAACUGUCUACAUCCAGGUCUCUAUUACCACAAGUUAAUGAAUACCUAAAACAGUUACAGAUAGUGAUCUCGAUAGCAAAUUCAUCUGAAUGAUUUAAGAAUGCUGUUUUGGAUUCAUGUUCUCCCUUUCAGCAGGCAGUGCCAGCUUCAUCGUGCACAAUAGAAUGCCACCCUCAAUGCCCUUACAAUAUUACCAAAUAUUUAAAUAUACUGUUUUAGACAUAGUUUUCAAAUUUGUAUCUGUUACUCAUUUUUGUUUAAACUUACCAGAACAGCUAUAUCCAUACAAGUUUAUAAAACUUGCAUUAACAUACUUUAAUGUAUGCUAUUAUAUAUAUAUAUAUAUAUAUAUAUAUAUAUAUAUAUAUAUAUAUACAUAUACAUAUACAUAUACAUAUAUACUUGUGCAUUUCUAAGAACAUAGCUACAGACGCCAUUAAUAGUUUUUACCUUCUGAUGAUGUUUUCGGUCAUUAUGAAUGGGAAAGCAAUUACAAAACACAGUUUAGAUUGAUCCACAGAGAAGAAUGACAAACAAUAUUGGAGAAACAGGACUUGGAACCAUUUGGAAUGCUUGCGAUUUUCUUUAUUCUCUGCUGUGUAGUUUUAGCUCCAUUGUCAUGAUCUUCUAAACUCAGUCCUUAGGUAUGGUAUGACCAUGAUAUAUAUAUAUGAAUAGGUUAAAUAAGGAACUUAGAAUCAGUAAUAUGAUUUGUUAAAGGCAUAUCAUUAAUUUUUUUGCUGGUCCUCUAAUUUGGAAACCCUGAUUUUACUGAUUUUAAAUAAUGUGUUUUAAUACUUAAUGUCUAUAGAUGUAAAUGUCAUUUUAUAGUCUCCCUGUACUUUCUGAAUGUGUCAUAUCAGACGUUGUUGGUUUUGUUUUUUUGCAAUUGAUGCAUAUCAGUUUGACAAGGCAAAUAUAUUGAAUGAUGCUGUUCGGAAUUGUGUUGUUUCUGUUUAUAAUAACAAAAAUAAGUCUUGUAUUUGCUGUGUAAUUGAGAGGAUUGUACAUUUCAGAAAUGUACAAAAAUGUAAAACUCUCUUAAACAAUGCUGUUCAGCAUUAUGAAGAGCAGUUAGAAACCAGAAGUAUUUUUUUUUAAAUACUGAUGACCAUCAAUCUGUAAAAAUUGUCUCAUUGCUGCAACUACAAUGUAAAUAAACAGAAUGCCAAUCUGUUUGCUUCA
Acipenser ruthenus (sterlet) is the source of this 4876-nucleotide messenger RNA. RefSeq names its product elongation of very long chain fatty acids protein 4-like. The transcript is spliced from 7 exons. Bases 497 to 1420 code for a protein of 307 amino acids. The record is from RefSeq and is a predicted model, not a curated record. Gene Ontology annotation, molecular function: fatty acid elongase activity. Gene Ontology annotation, cellular component: endoplasmic reticulum membrane; endoplasmic reticulum. Gene Ontology annotation, biological process: very long-chain fatty acid biosynthetic process; sphingolipid biosynthetic process; fatty acid elongation, saturated fatty acid. NCBI's taxonomy places the organism in Eukaryota, Metazoa, Chordata, Actinopteri, Acipenseriformes, Acipenseridae.